Canariomyces notabilis is the source of this 1971-nucleotide messenger RNA. RefSeq lists its product as uncharacterized. Gene Ontology annotation, molecular function: zinc ion binding; acyltransferase activity, transferring groups other than amino-acyl groups; DNA-binding transcription activator activity, RNA polymerase II-specific. The transcript is spliced from 4 exons. The record is from RefSeq and is a predicted model, not a curated record. NCBI's taxonomy places the organism in Eukaryota, Fungi, Ascomycota, Sordariomycetes, Sordariales, Chaetomiaceae. The coding region runs from base 1 to 1971 and encodes 656 amino acids. Gene Ontology annotation, biological process: regulation of transcription by RNA polymerase II.
AUGAUGCGCAGAAGCCACAAAAAGUCUCGGCGGGGAUGUCUCGAGUGCAAGCGUCGCCAUAUCAAAUGCGACGAAACUCGACCUCAGUGUAUGAACUGCAUAACUGGGGAGCGAGACUGUCAGUACUCGACUCCCUGGGAACCUCCAAGGGAGUCGCUGUCGGAUUACUCCGCAAGCCCGCAGACCCCGUCGCCAGGGCCUAGUUUCACCCCGGCUCCGGCUCCGGGCCCGGCCCCAGCUCCGGCCCCAGCUCCGGCUCUCGCAGUGUUUCCAGAUGUAUAUGUCACCCCAGCGGUGGAUGAUUUGCAUUCCGGAGUGAAUAUGGCGCAUAUGGAGGUUUUCCACCAUUACAUGACGGACAACGCUGGCAUCUACCCGCUCUUUGAUGGGAGCUUGAAGCAGAUCAUUACCUCGACCGCCCUCCGACAACCACUGGUUAUGCAUUCGGUCCUGGCGCUUUCGGCAUACCAUCUCAGCGUCGUUCGGCGCGAUCAACAAGCAUUCUAUCAGAACCUGGCGAUGCAACUCCAGACGCGUGCUCUGUCUCUUUUCAACAGCAUUGAUCUCGGUUCCCUCGGGGAUUCUGUCGAGAAGCGUAUUCCCAUCUUCAUUUUUUCCUGCAUUCUUGGCUUCUUGGGACUCUGCGAUAUGCUCUCCCACCGAGACGGCGACUUCCCCGCCGCCUUUGCUCGGUUCCAGGGAUACCUGCGCCUCCACCGCGGCAUAUACACGGUUAUGCAGGGACAUUGGGAUCAACUGCGACGCACUGAGCUAGGGAUUAUCUUUGACGACUUGGUGCCGCAGCGUUACCAGAUGGAUGUUGAGGGACAUGAUUGCGACGACAUUCGCGGCAGAAUCGAGUCCUCCAGUCUGGAUACCGAGGAGCUUGAGGGAGCGCGAAAAGCCAUCAACACUUUGCAAUGGGUAUUCGACGCCAGGCCCAGCCCGAAAAGCCGGGCCUAUGCGCUCUGUGACUGGGCCGUCUUGGUCCCAGCUCCAUUCGCCGCGAUGUUGGAAACUGGCAGGCCCGAAGCCCUAGCCAUCCUUGCGUACUACUUCCUCGCACUCCAUCUUUGCAGAGACAUGUGGUUGAUAGGCGAUUCAGGGCAGUUUCUGUUAACAUUGCUCGUCGACCAUUUCCGCGGUGGGCCUUGGGAAGCGUGGGUCGAGACCCCGUAUCGGAUGCUGAAAGACUCCCUGGAAAGGGACGCAUUGAAGAACCAGAUUUUAGCGGACCGUAGGCUAGUUCCCGCCCUUGACACACCGGCUAUCCCAAUGGCCCGAAAAUUUGCGGUUACCAGGCCCCGGGAGGCUGAUGCCGCCCGCAUCGCAGAGAUUCACCUUGCUGCAAUGGAUUCCAAUCCUCUGUUGCACGCUCAAUUCCCUUCUCCCGACAGCCUUUCGGUUCUACAAGCCUUUCUGAAAGCUCAUACAGCCGCCCAGUUGCGAGAUGCUGCUAGCGGAAUUCUAGUCGCAGAGGAUCCCGAAACGGGGUUGAUUGCUGGCUUUGCGAAAUGGGACUCGCCGUCGCAUCCCGAGCCCAAGCUCGAGAGCGGCGAUUUGAGAUACUUGAAGGGGUGCCGACGUGAGUUCCUAGAGGAAUACGCGGCACUUGCCGCUGAGGCGGAGAAAAGAUUGUUUGGAGACCAACCCUGCUACCGCUUGAGCUUUAUCUGUAUAGAUCCGGCGUACCAAGGGCAGGGAGCAGGCUCUCUGCUCACGCGGGCUGUCCUUGAAUUAGCUGAAGCAGAUGAACUGCCGGUUUAUUUGGAGAGCACCGAAGUUGCUGUCCCCAUGUAUGAGAAACUUGGGUUCCGGACCAUCGAUGCUUUCGAGAUGAGAAUCCCAGGACAUGGACCGGCAGGGCGAGAGGUCAUCUAUAGGGAGCAGUGCAUGGUCUGGUAUCCGCCAUCGACGCGGAAAUACGCCGGGAUUCCUAAUGAUACAUUGGCGAGGGUAGGCAGCGAAUGA